Molecule: messenger RNA, 1799 nt
Organism: Aspergillus welwitschiae
Lineage: Eukaryota; Fungi; Ascomycota; Eurotiomycetes; Eurotiales; Aspergillaceae
Product: mitochondrial 37S ribosomal protein uS5m
Exons: 2
Coding region: 104-1438 (444 amino acids)
Biological process (GO): translation
Cellular component (GO): ribosome
Molecular function (GO): structural constituent of ribosome; RNA binding
Source: RefSeq, a predicted model, not a curated record
CUUCCCCGUCCAUCACAUCUUCUACUCCUCCCUUCUCCACCAUUCCGGAUUAUUUGCUCUCAAGUGGCCUCUGCUGGCCAGAGAGCUCUUCUUCCGCUUCAUCAUGAGUCUCGCACGUCCGGCCCGAUGCCUCUUCUGCAGCUUCUCGCGUGCGGCCUCCGCCGGCCCUCGCGUGCCUAGUCGCCAGUUCCACUUGUCAUCGAUACAGCUCUCCGAUCGGAAACCGAAGGUCCCAGAAGUCAACAAGGCCCCCGAAGGAAAGACCCUGGAUGAAAUCUACCGGGAAGUGAAGCUCGACGACUUCAAGCACUAUACCGAGGAGGAAAAGGCCGCCCUCCGGGAAGAAUACUCGCCCGAACAGAUUGCCGCCAUUGAGGCCGGUGAGAAGGCCAUUGACCCCAAAGACCUGGCUGAACAGUUUCGUCUUCGUCGGGAUCCCAUGAGAUUGAAGUAUCUCGAUGAUUUCUCGGUCAUUGAACCCGGCGUCGACAAGCACGUUCGCGCCCCCAAGUCCAACUCCGACUACAACGCGACAUUCAAGACCGAGGAUGAUUUCAUGGAAGACUUUGCCCGCUUCUUCGCCGAAUCAUCGGAGGAUCCCCAGCCGGCAGAUUUCGUACGAUUCCUCGAGACCACCCGGGUGACUCACGGCAAGGAGGAGAACGAGCUCAACGGACACAGCGCGCUCGCACCCAAUCUCUUGAACGAUGGGGAGACCUUGGAACACAUGGGCGACGAGGUGGUGGCGAGGCCGCAAUACCGCACAAAGACUGGAGAGCUUACGUUCUUGAACCCCGACGAACCCAACGAGGCGGAGAAGAGACUUUUCCAGGUCACGGGCUUCGGUAGAGAUUACCUCAAGUCUCUGUACAUCAAGGACCUCGUUAUUCGCCGUGUCAGCAACCAGACUCGACUGGGUAAGGUCCCGAGUAUGUCCGUCGUUACGGUCGCCGGUAACCAGAACGGUCUUAUGGGUAUCGGAAUCGCCAAGUCCGAUGAAAUCAUCGAUGCCUGCCAACAAGCUCGCGCUCGGGCUGUCAAGAACAUGCAACCUGUGCCGCGCUACGAGAAGCGGACCAUCUUCGGUGACGUCGAGGGCAAGGUCGGAGCUGUGCAGUUGAAGUUGAUGCACCGUCCCCCAGGUUUCGGUCUCCGCUGCCAGCACCUGAUCUUCGAAAUGUGCCGUGCGGCCGGUAUUCACGAUAUCGCAGCCCGGGUCAACCGCUCCAGAAACCCCAUGAACACAGUCAAGGCAGCCUACGAGGCGCUCAUGAGCCAGCGCAACCCCGAGGAUAUUGCCCGUGCCCGGGGUAAGAAGAUGGUCGAUGUACGGGGAGUGUACUAUUCCGGAAGAGGCAUCCAACAGGACAUGUAUGCUCGCCCGGUUCGUGAUCGGGAACAUCGUGAGCGGCCGUCCCGGGAAGCUCGGCGAGCUUGAGGUGGUGGAUUUAUUCCCAUUUGAAAGACACAAAGAAAUAUAUAUCUCUCUGGGCACAGCACUGCAUACAGACAGCAGCAGCAGACAUGUUCUUUUGCGUCAUGGGCGGUGUAUAUAAUGUUUUCCCUUUUUCUCUUUUUCUUCUGUUCAGAUCUUGUAUUCUCAGUCUAAACAUGUAUUUGUAUCCACCAGCAUCAAAGCAAUACUCAAUGAUUGAAUAAGUCUAAAACCCAUAAAAGGAAAAACAGGGGUAUAUCAUAUAUCACACCAUCUAUCCACCCACAACCCAAAUAACCAUACACACAAAAGAAACCGAAAAAUAAAAAAAUAUCCAUAAAUUCAAUACCUCCCAAAACUCUCC